Molecule: messenger RNA, 3856 nt
Organism: Liolophura sinensis
Lineage: Eukaryota; Metazoa; Mollusca; Polyplacophora; Chitonida; Chitonidae
Product: DNA replication factor Cdt1-like
Exons: 11
Coding region: 1-2325 (774 amino acids)
Biological process (GO): DNA replication preinitiation complex assembly; regulation of DNA-templated DNA replication initiation; mitotic cell cycle
Cellular component (GO): nucleus
Molecular function (GO): DNA binding; DNA polymerase binding
Source: RefSeq, a predicted model, not a curated record
AUGGCGCAGGCAAGAGUGACAGAGUUCUUCGCUACGAGAAAAAAGAGACGGGCUGAACAGCCGUCAAAACGGAGAAAAGUUGAUUUUACUGAAACAGCACCUGCCCUUUCAUUUGAAAAUACAGGACCGGUAAAAUUAUCCAACACUGACGUAAAUGAUGGAUACAGAAACGUUGAAGAUACAGUUGAAAUUCCGGCAAAAGGUAAACAACAACAACAUGUGCUCAAACCAGUCCAGACAGUUCGGGCAACCAGAUCUAGCACAAAGUCGACCAGAUCAUCGUCUACGAACGCCAAGCAGAAGUCGAACACAAACACCAGACAGUCUACCAGAUCACAGAAAAGUGACAUCCCAAACAUUUUCCAAAACUUCGCACGUAAACUUUCCCCAGCUGAUGGUUUGGUGUCAGAUGUCAAAGUGACGCCAACCGAAAGUAAAGCAGCAAAUAAAGUAUUUUCAGAGGUGACAGAUUGCUGGGAUGAUCAUGACGGGUGUUCAUCCAAUACAGAAGAAAGUGCCUGCGCCACUCCAAAGACAUCUCAUGCGAAAGAAAAAAACGGACGUAAACGAAAGAAAGAUCAGAAACUUACUGACGUACAGCAGUUGUUGUCCACACCAUCUCAAGAAAUCUGUCUACAGGAAAAAUCUUUGGAAAAGAAAGGCCAUGCUAGUGUGAAGAAGAAACUGGUAAUGCCUAUGAAAGAAAAGGUUAACGUACAGGAGUCAAAAACGGAUGCCAGUCCUGCACCGGAGCAGCCAUUAGAUGAGAAUGUUGAUGAAGGCUCAUCAGAUGCAGUGCUACGCUUGGCUUCAACCAUGUCUCCACCAAAAGCCAUUUCUCCUCUCCCAUUGACACCUCAGCAGGGCAGGUCAACUCGCAGUAAGAAUGCUCCAGCUAAACCAACAUCCGAAAAAAUAUUGGCAGCUAUUGAGCAGUGCAAAGCCCUAACAAAAGACUCCAGUAGCAAGGAAGCUCCUCUGAUAGAUCCUACUGUUGUGAAGGCCAGAUUAGCGAAAUGUGGGAAGUUAGAAGAACUUAAAGCGCAACUGGCAAAGAUGAACUCUGCUAAAGCCAAACUAAAGCCUAAGAAAGUAAAGGAACCUGAAGUUGCGAAAGCGGACUCUCCAAAGCUGAAACCAUUUGACAGUCUAGACAUUGAAGUUGAGAAAACCAAAGAGGCUGAAGGAAAAAAGGUUCCCGCAUAUGAACGCUUCCAUCACCUGGCUACCUCGGAGGCCCCUGCGCUUUCCCUGCCCUACAAGUACAGAGUGUUAGCCGAAAUGUUCCGCGGAAUGGACACAGUGGUCAGCAUGUUACACAACAGAUCGGAGAUUAUCACCUUCUCCAAACUCAAGGUGGCUGUGCAGGCCAUGAACAAGAGAAACUUUGAAUUGAAGCAUGCGGGACAGAUUAAAACAGUUUUUCCUCAUGGGUACAUCUAUCGGCAAGAGAAGGGUUUGCCUUGUUAUGGUGGGAAGACCUCUGGCUAUCAGCUCACAGUGGAACCAAAUUUUCAUUUCAACACAAAUUCUGGUGAUGAUGAGAUGGUGAAGGCGGCCAAGGUGACCUUCACCCCGAGCCAUCUGCUGCAGAGAAGAGGAUUCUUCCACAACAGACUCAUCGCCAUAGUGAAGCGCUAUCAUAGGGAAUUUCUGUCUAAGCUAUCCAAGCCGUUAGCCAUCCCAGAUGAGAAAAUCACCCGAUGGCACCCUCAGUUUAAACUGGAUGAGGUCCCAGACAUGGAUAUUUCACCCCUCCCUGAAGCUCCAUUUGAGAAAAAGUACCACACCGCCAAGGAUGUCUUGGAAGCUACUAGAGGCAAAAUACUACCUCAGGUGGAGAGGGCUUUGGAGAAUGUAGCAGCAAGAAGUGAGAGCAAUAUACUUCAAUCUUCAGAGAGCAGUAGUAAGCUCCCUGCAUCAAAACCAGCUGUGAAAGGAGUACCUCAGAGCCUGCUAGAAAAGAUCCGAGCUAAGGAGGCUGCUAAACUGCAGGCGGCUCUGACAAGGAACCCAGCUGAGGAGAAACGAACACUGAUGAUGAGUCGUUUGCCUGAUAUGAUGCGAAUCGUCAGAAAUUAUUAUGUAACAGAAAAGAAGAACACCUUACCAAUGGAGAUAGUGAUUCAGAAGUUGCAGGACAGUUACAGAUCAACAAUCGCCUUGUCGGAUGUAGAGGCUCAUGUGAAGUUGAUGGUGGAGUUGACCCCGGACUGGCUAAGUCUGCAGCAGGUGCGUAAAGGCAGGUACCUAAAGCUGAACACUGGCCUAGAACUUUUGAAUCAGCAGGACAAGAUCAGGGCACUGGUCAAAGCCAGAAAGUGACCUCUCAGCAUCAAUCACUAGAUAACUCUGGCACUUUGGUAAUUGGAUGUGAAUGUGUGAUAUACAAACAGAGGAAUCUGAGCCAUUGUUACCAAAAUCAGAUUUCUCAGCGGUGUACCGUGUUACCAUAAAGAUGUCAUGGGUAAAAAAUGCUAGUGGAGUUAUUUUAAUCAGAAAAUAGGAAAAGGAAAGGGGUUUUAUUGAUCAGACUUUAUGGAGCAGAAUCUCGUGCCUUCAGUGACUGACAGAAUGUUUGUAGAAAAUCUGUCCAUUUUACUUUCAGUUUGCUGAAAAGCUACUGAAGUCCUCAUGCCUGCUAUAUCUCAAGAAUGACCAGAUAUAUCAUAAUAUGAGAACUUCGUGGGUUUCCUCCCACCAUAUGCUGGCUGUCGUAAUAUAAGUGGAAUAUUCUUGAGUCCAGCGUUAAGCACCAGACAAAUGAAUAAGUUAUCAGAACUAAUUUCUCUGUCACUGGAUCACCACGGUAUGGCAUCAGUAUUGCUGUCAAGUGGCACCAGCAGAUUUUGAGUUGUUAAUACCAUCUGUAUGUCUGAGCUAGAUUUUAGACAUUUUGUGAUGUGCAAAGUUAAAAAAGGUUUAGUAAAUGAAUUCAAGUAACUGAGUGUAAUACUGUUAAAUAGCUUCUUUUACAAAGUCAGUGUUUACGCAUUCUAGCAUGCAACUUUCACAUGGAGAAAGCCACCUUUUUGUACUGAAGAGAUUGACUUCAUUGAAGACCAUUCUUGCCAGUUUUACCUGAGGAACCUGUCUGAAUUAGAUUUUAUUUUUUUAAAACCAAAAUCCAGUCUCUCUUGGCUGUUUUGUAAACAUAACCUCAGCUGGUAUUAAUUUUUCAAUUUUGCAUCAGUAAUUUUUUUGCUGUCAAGACAGAACAGUUCAGCAUUGGAUAAAUAAUCAAAUCCAUCAAAAUAGUGGCAUGGAGUCAUUUUCAAAAUGACAAUUAGAUAUCGUGUUCAUUUUUCGUGCUAUGUAGAUGUAUAACUCCUAUUUUAUGCAUAGAUUUUUAUUAUAUUUUGAGAAAUUGCAUGUAAAAGUUUUAAGUAACUAGGUUUUAAUUUGUACUUUUAUGGUAAGCAUGGUAUCAUUCUUUGAUAGUAGUUCUGUUUUUACGACAUACGAUUCGUAAUUGGCCGUUGCAUUUGUGUUCGUACAUCAAUACUUGAUGUGAAUAGUGAUAGUAGAAAACCGAUGUGCACAAGGUCAUUAUUGUGCACAAGUUGUCAUAGGAUUGAAUGUAAUGUGAUGUUAAUUUUCACCGAUGAAGAGGUGAUUGAAAACCAAACCACACUGAACAUUUUGUGUGUUAUUUAUCUUGGAAUAUGAGAACAUAAUAGAACAUAAUUUUUCCAGCUCUGUUUUGCUGUUCGGACUUCACAAGGAUGAUCAGAUGAUUUCUGAUCUACGGUCUCAAUGUGCAUGCUUUUUAACGAUGAAUUAUUGUAAAUCUAAUCGAGAGUAACGGAAUCAUGUUUCUGGUCCUGUAGAAUAAGAGUAAUAAUAUAACAUCAUC